AUGGACCCCUCAAACCCACGCGAACAACCAUGGGCAGAGCACGAAAAGGUCUAUCUACUUGCUGAAAUACUAAAAGCCCAUCCAAUACCAUCUAAUGUUCUUUACGGGGUUAUACGCGACGCAAACAUCCAGCCGCGAUGGAAUGACACAGCGUUGCCUCCUGGCCGCUCUGUUCGCUCCAGUCAAAUGGCCUUCGACAAUAUCGCAAUGGCAGCGUCGGCCGCCCCGGGGCAAGAGUACAGGCGCCCGCAACUACCUGCUCCGAUGAUGUAUCCAAAUCCCGAUAUCAACAAGAAGCGACCACAUCAGCAAGAAGGCUCGGUAUCCGCCCCGAUAGGCCGUUUACUACAACCUCGUCCGCCACAUCCGUACCCAGGAGAAUACAUGCCCGCUGGCCCUGCGUAUAUGCCCGUUACAAAUCCACCCGGAGAGCCGGCGAAUAAGAAGAAGCGCGGAAGACCAACAAAGGCCGAGGCACAACAAAGGGCACGGGAAGCUGAAGCAAGGGGCGAGCCAUACCCACCCCUUAGAAGGGGGCGUCAAUCCAUCACAGGACCAAUCGGUAUAUCGCCGCUCAGCUCAGAUCCGCGACCAGCCGAAAGAUCAACUCCACCGCCUGCGCCAGCUCAAUUGGCUCCUGCUGCCAUGACACCACAACGUCAGAUAGGUGUGGAACAGGGAUCAGAGUCUUCAUCAGGAAAGAAAAGACGUACAAGACCGCAGCCAUUAGAGCUGGAGAAACACAGCGCACCAGGCGAACUAGGAUCGCCUCUCCCAUAUGGGCCGGGCGACUACAGGCCUCCCCAAGGAUAUACCUAUACGCCCAUCUCGGCGCCCUUGCCGUCUUCUUCUGGACCUAGAGAAAGAGAUACGCGCAUGGAAGGCGUCGAAGAAAACCAACCACGGACCACGACACCUCACUCUUUUAAAGACACAGUCGGCAUAUGA
Molecule: messenger RNA, 948 nt
Organism: Pyrenophora tritici-repentis Pt-1C-BFP
Lineage: Eukaryota; Fungi; Ascomycota; Dothideomycetes; Pleosporales; Pleosporaceae
Product: DedD, protein conserved in bacteria
Source: RefSeq, a predicted model, not a curated record